Molecule: messenger RNA, 4506 nt
Organism: Symbiodinium sp. CCMP2592
Lineage: Eukaryota; Dinophyceae; Suessiales; Symbiodiniaceae
Source: the annotation of a GenBank genome assembly
AUGUCCAAGAUUACAGAAUCUGUCGGGCAGGAUCCGCAUGUUGCGGCUGCCUCUUUGGAGCCUCAGAUUGUCGCAGCCGCGGUUGAUCUGAGUUGUCCGGUUGUUGAGCUUGAUGAAGAGCAUUGCUCGGAUUUUUCCCAGGAGGAUUGGGAGGAGUUCGUUGCAUCUUAUGAGUGUGCUUGGUCGGGACCUGUUGUGCUUGAAGGCGGUGAGCCUGUUGUUGCGCUUGAGGGUUCCAUGUUGCACGUUGCGCUUGAGAGUUUUCCUUGUGACAGCCCAAACAGAGCCACAGUUGAGCUUGCAGAGUCCCGCGGUGUCCCAAACAGAACCACAGUCGAGCUUGCAGAGUCCCACCAGGUCCCAGACAGAACAACAGUCGAGCUUGCAGAGUCCCCAGAGUUGAGCUUGGAAGCAGGUCGUUUUGUUGCAGAUUUUCAACAUGGCGUUGAGCAUGGCAUGUUGCAUGGGAUAGGUAGACCUGACCAUGGCAUGGUAGCGCACGAAACAGCAGCAGCCAGCCAGCAGCAUGACACCAUGGACUGGUGGCUCGUCGACUCUGGCGCGUCGGCCCACAUCAUCAACGAGGACACUUUGAGCCGGGUGCACGUUGUGAGCCACAGUGAGUCUGCCAGUGAGUGUGUUUCUGCAACGGGUGACAGCAUUGGAGUUCGGAGGCCGCUGGGUACGUUCUUCGCACGAGAUGGGAUGGGGAGGAGCAACCGGGCACCCGAGGAGUCUUCUUCCGACUCGGAGCAGGAGUGGCGCCUUUCGGGUCACCGCCACCUGGCGGAGCAGCACGCGGCGACUGUUACAAGGACGCACGAGGAUUUCGAGGGAUCCACGGUCGCCUUUACGGCAACAUCGAUGGUGGGUCUUACGCCGGGCCAGAACCUGCUGUUGGUGCCAGCCGCGGAAGUGAAGAAGAAGACGGCAGAGCAGGCAAAGGCAGCUGCGAAAGCAGCGGCGGAGAAAUUCGUGAAGGAGCGCCAGGAGAGCGCCCAGUGGGCCAAGGAGGCAGAGGAAGCAAAGAAGAAGAGAGCAGCCAAAGCCGCAGAGGCCAAGAAGAAGGCAGCCGAGGCGGAGAAGUUGAUCAACGAGGCCACGGAGGCAAAGAAGAGAGCAGCCGAGGCAGUGGAGUUGGUCAGCGAUUCCCCGGAGGGGAAGAAGAAAGCAGCCGAGGCAGAGAAGUUGGUCGACGAGGCCACGGAGGCAAAGAAGAAAGCAGCCGAGGCGGAGAAGUUGGCCAGCAAAGCCACGGAGGCAAAGAAGAAGGCAGCCACAGAGGCCACGGAGGCAGAGAAGAAGGCAGCCACAGAGGCCAAGAAGAGGGUCGCCGAAGCGGCCGAGGUCACAGAGGCCAAGAAGCCCAAGGGCAGUGUGGCCAGAGCAAAGGCGGAGCCGUCUUCGGGGUCGAAGGACCCACCUGGUGAAGAGGCAGCCCAAGCCGCCCAUGGUGAAGGCAAUGCCAGCCAAGGUCCGAAAGAUCGUCUUGAAGAGCCGGGCCCAGCACGGGAGAAGAAGAAGCAGGGCCACCUCAUGAAGGCCAACGCUAUGAAGAAAAAGGCCGAGGAGCAAGGGGGGCUGGAGAUCCCGUUCGUGGAGGUGACGAUUUCCGAAAUCAUCAAGGAGGAGACUUCCCACGCCGCCGAGGGACCCGAGGUCAGCCGGACGAGGGCCCUCUGCGCCCUCAGAGUGGUCACCUGUGUCCAGUCUGCCGCCAUGGAGCCCCCAGCAGAGAGGAGAGCCGAGGAGCUGCACAUCGGGGACGACGGCAAGAUCUACAACUCGCGGGGCGAGGUGGUGGAGCUCGAGAGCAUCGAGAUAGACGCCCACCAUCCAGGAAUAUCCGAUGGUCCUUCUUCCUUGGGACUCUCGCUUCUGAUGCAAGAAAAGGUUGCGUUUGCAUGUGAGCAUGAUGCUGCAGUUGAGCUUGGUGAGCAUGCAUGUGUUGGUGGUUUGGGUGAGCAUGAUUUGCAGCAUGGUGAGUUGCUUGAGCAUGUUGGCCAGGACCGACCACAGCGUGACCGGAGCGAGGCCCAUGAUAGCCAGAGUGAAGCAUGGUUGCUUAGAGGGGAUCGGGAACUGUUGUUGCAGGAGAGCUGGGGUAAGCUAGAGCGAGAACAUGUUCUUAGAUCGCAUGUGCCGUACAAUGCGUCUUGCCCGCAAUGCGUGCAAGGUCGUGGGCUUGAACCCGCCAGAAGCCAGGAUCGGCCCCAGGACUCAGGGAUGAGAGAGGUGCAAAUAGAUAAGUUUUUCUAUAAGGGCCUCGCGUUCCUGGUGUUGGUUUUGGUUGGUGCCUUUGCCCUCGGUGUGGUUCCGUACCGUGAGGUGAGCGGAUCCCGAGGCCCAGCAGCCAAGGAAGCCAUGUUGAAUGACAUGUCGGCAUGGAGUCGUAGUGUUGGCUUGGUUGGUGUUGCUCCCAGUGAGUUGACGGUGAGUGUGAAGUCGGACAUUGAGGGUGUUGUGAAGAACCUUGCGCAGAGUUUUGCUGAUGGUUUGACCGCCGGUGCCAUCGAAGUUGUGGAUGCCCCUGUUGGUCGGCAUGCUGUUGUUGCAGAGCGUGCUGUGAGGACCAUCAAGGAAGGUGCAAACACACUGUGUGCUGGGUUGGAACAGGUCGGCUUGGAGCCCUGCGGGAAGGGUGUCACGUAUCUUUUGAUGCACGUUGCCCAGGUCUACAACCGGUACCAGGUGCAUCCUGGAUCGGCGCUGUCCCCAGAACAGCGGUGCUUGAAGACCACCCGUGGACCGCAUGCCGCAUAUGUUUGGGGUGCUGCUGUGCUUGCCACUCCUCCUCCCUCUUUGCGUGACAAGAUCACUGGCCGUUACGGCCACGCCGCCUACCUUGGACCAGAGGUGUCGAGCUUGAAAGGUGUUUGUCGCAUGUUGCCUGGAAGAAGGGAUGAUGCCCAGAAGAAGCUCCCCGAGAGCAGUGGUGACAAUGUGCGCGACCUCCCGUUGCCGAACACCGCAACCCGAGGACCACCACCAGAGUGGAUUGAAGAAAACGGAAGAACCCCAAGGUGCCGAGCUUGCCGGCUGCGCGGCUUCCCCGCGGAUAAGGCCUGGCACACCCAGAAAUGCCGUGACCGCUACGCAGAAUUUGUGCGGAACUCUUUCGAUCCCAGCCGGGCGAUCCUCGAUCAAGCCCCAAUUGAAGAAGAAGCGGCUGGGCUUGAUGAUUUGGGUGCUGGAUUUGAUGUUGAUCUUGGGUUUGAUGUGCCGGAUGAUCUUGAUCCGUUCCCGAAUUUUCCGGUGGACGAGGAUUUGGCUGAGUAUGAGCCCAGCCUGCCUGGAGUUGAGAAUGAGAUUGAGGUUGGAGAAGAACUCGAGCAGAUCGAGGCCCCGAGCCCGGGCGAGCUUGAUUUCAUGCAAGUGGAGCCUGAACCUCUUGAGGCACUCCCUGAAGAAGAGCGGGAGGCCAUGGUGUCUAGUGUGAUGUACCGAGAGUCCAUCUCCUUUGCUGGUGCGUCGGUUUGCUUUGCCGGGGCCGCCACCAAGGUUGACUUGAACUGGGUGAAUGUGCUUACUGUGACUGAGCGUGAUGAUGGUGCCAGUGCACAGACCUUGCUUGAGCUCAAAGCCAUCUUUGCUGCGCAGAUCAAGAAGAAGGGUUUUGUCUUCUUGUGGGCCAGUACCCCGUGCACCGGAGGCUGCCCAUAUCAGAGGCUGCGUGCCCGUGAUCCAGCUUAUCGCCGAGGGCGGUUGGCUCAGCACUGGAGGCUGCACCGAAAGCUCUGGAGAAGCUUGGUCGAGCUUACUAGCUUUGUGCAUGCUUGGGCCAUUGAGUGGCCACGUGCUUGUGCUUACUGGUCUUGGCGCCAGACUGAGCAUUUUCUUUCUUCACGCCCCUACGUUUUGCACGACGUUCCAGUUGAUGGUUGUGCGCUUGACAUGCGAGGCCGCGAUCAUCUUCUUAUCGCCAAGCGGUGGCGUGUUGUUACCACACACCCAGCAGUUGCUGAGAGCAUCCGUGUCUAUCGUUGCUCUGGAAAGCAUGAGCACUCGAAGGACUUCGACCUCAAGAGUACACAGCACUACCCGGUAGAGCUUGUAAAGUCCUUCUUUGAAGCGUUGACGUUUAAGAUGUCUCUGGUUCCUUUCGCUGCCGAGCGUGCCAUGGUGUUUGGCCUGGUUGUGGAAGUGCAAGAGAAGCUUCUCGAAGUGCCGAGUGUCGGGCUUCUCGCUGUUGUGCUUGUCCCACUGCUUGUGGGUGUUGCGCUUGGAGUGUGCUUGCAGAAGCUGCGUACCGAGAGCUCCCGCGUCAAGACUGUGCAGGACCUUCUUUCGUUUCUGCCAAGGUCAGGCCAGAAGAUGGCUGUCUUUACUUCUGCUUACGGAGACUGUUUCCACGUGCGUAGGGACUGCCACGGCCUCAGGAACGCGAUUCCGAAUCGCAUCGCUGCUAAAGUGGCGUGCGAGUACUGUUUAAGGGAUCUCCACCUGGUACCUCCGACAGCUACUGCGUCGUGGGGGGGUGUAGAAAACCAGUGCUCUGCCCAGUAG